This is a messenger RNA of Trypanosoma cruzi, 1275 nucleotides long. RefSeq lists its product as uncharacterized. The coding region runs from base 1 to 1275 and encodes 424 amino acids. Lineage: Eukaryota; Euglenozoa; Kinetoplastea; Trypanosomatida; Trypanosomatidae. The record is from RefSeq and is a predicted model, not a curated record. The transcript has a single exon.
AUGAGACGUAUCAUUGGCAGGUGCAUGCCGAAGCCGUCUGUAACGCUUCCGGCAUCGUCUUUACUGACGCAGUCAGGACUGGGCUCUUUGAUUGUCGCAAAUAUCGCCAUUCCUUUCCACAGAGAAUCCACGCUGUGCAUCACAGUUCGGUGCUCAUCUUCCACUGCAGCCGACGCUACGAGUGUGAAGAAAACGAAACGAGGGCGAAGGAAACCCACAACGAGUGAAGUUAAGUUUGCUGCUGCCGCUACUGCUACUGCUGCUGCUUCAACCAGGGGAAAGCGGGUGACGAGCAGAAAAGCCACCGAAAAUAAGCGCGCUGAGAGUGCCAUGGAGGGAGAGGAGGAAGAUGAACUCAGUCGUAGUGCUGUGUUUGAUGCGGGGGUCGACGAGGCCAUGGAUGGAGGCCAAUUCAUCUGGGAGGAGGAAGAGCAAUGCAGAAUGCAGGAGUUUGAUAAACGUGAGGUGGCAGAGGAGGGGUUAAAUUCCUUCCGUCAUCGCCGGCCUCGUUCUCGUCAAUCAUCAGCUCGAACGGUGGCCAACGAUAAUUUGUUGGACGAAGAAGACGAGGCCGGUGACGAAGAAAGAGGAGCCUCUGCCGGCACCUCCGCUGUCGAGGGUUCUUCGCCGACAUUGGAGGAGGAAGGUCGACUUUUGGAGGAUCGCUUUCCAGAUUUGGCGGCAGAGUACGACACGGAUCUCAACCAUGUCCCAUUGGCUGAGGUUGUCGUUGAUAGCGCUCAGGUGGCAUCAUGGAAAUGUGUGGAGUGUGGAUUUAAGUGGGAAAGUGGUGUUUUUGUGCGUACCUGUCUUCGAACAAAGUGUCCACAGUGCGAGAAGGAACGUAAUCCACGUUUGGGCGGCCGCUUUGUUCAACUUUGGGAUCACUCCCUCAAUGACCCGUGCAUUGAUCCAAAAGCGGUGGCAGCGAGCAGCAACAAAACAGCGUUUUGGCAUUGUCCAAGCUGUGGUAACAGCUACCAGGCACGAAUAAAAGACAUGGUGGCGGAAAAGGCGAAUUGCCCAUCGUGCUCCUUGUUGAGCCUUCACGCUGACUUCAGCAAGGAUGAGAAUGGGUUGCUGCAGGAGUGGCACCCUCUGAAAAACGGUGAUCUACAACCAAGCCAGGUGAAGCCAAACGAUCACACCAAGUUGUGGUGGCUUUGUAUGGCCUGCGGGCACGAAUGGGAAGCCACGCUUGCCGCUCGACUCACCCGGACCAGGCGCGCUAAGGGAAAGGAGUGCCCUGUUUGUCAUGGCAGGGGAAAGGAAUGA